AUGGAUCGCUGUGGAGGAUUGCGUUUACGCUUAACGGGUCUUGCACUUCUUGCAUUUACUGCAAUAUCUAAUCAGAGUUACUUUCAUCUUACUCUCUUUAUACUUUCACUCUUCUUAAAUGCAACAUUUGCUAUACGACGAGUGUUAACACCUAUUGCAAGUGCUAUUACUUUGGCUGCAAUCUGUUUAGUAUUACAUUUAUUUUUACUAAUUAUUGUACAGAUUACCUAUGUACAAAAAAAUCUCAGCAUUACUUUCAAAAGGAUCUUAGGAUUAUCAUAUUUCUUCUGUUCACCUGAUGCUAACAGUGAAUGUGAAAAGCAUUCCUGGAAUGUUUAUGUCGGAGUUGUAACGGAACUUUGCUUGGCAAGUGUACUCUUUUGGGCCAGAAGAAGAUCAUUUUCACGGAUAGAAUAUACGGCCGAAUCACAAGUAGAAUCGGUUGAUUUAAAGCAAAUAUAUCUUUUGACACCAAUUUCAAUAAUUUUUUGGGCGCUUCUCUUUCCAUCAUGGUUAGAUUUUCUAUGGAUUCUUGCUUCAUGGCUUUUAUUCUCACUGAUUGGAGAAAAGCGUCAUCGACUGUCAGCUGCACCCUUCAUUUUAACAUUUGCUUCAAUUUUAUUAUUACUUCAAUAUAUUUCUGGCCUUAUGAAUUUUCAAGGAAUUAUGCUUGAAAAACUGGGGUUACAUUCUGGAGUAGGACCUGCUGCUUUCUAUCCUUUACUAAUUAAGAUGUUGCUUUCUAUACCAUUUUACAUGAUGCGUUAUUUUGAUGGGAGAUACCUAGAAGCAUUUAGUACAUUUGAAAACUUAGAAACAGAAACAAUUCCGAAUGCACCUGCAACAUCAAUGCGAUGGCCAUCUGUUACUGCAGCUUCUCUGGAAAGUGUUAAUCACCUGGAAUGGGUCGUACCUUAUAUUUGCCUUUUUACAUGUAUAUUAUAUGUUUGUUUACAAUAUAUGUAUAUUUUAAUCCAUGGUGAAUGGCUAGUGCUCAGUAAUUAUCAGUGGUUUUCUUCUGCUGUUCGGCCUUUAGCAUCUGCCGUAUGGUUACCCUUCUGUUUCAUGUUUCUACUGAUUUUCGUUUACAUGAAAAGUCUUGAUACCUCAAUGGAUGUUCUAAGGAAGUCUACAUCUAUAUUUGCUCGUACAUUAGCGACAAGUUAUGAUACCUUAAUAGCGGUAUCGUUAUGCUGUUUUGCUGGCUAUAAUUUAUCGAUAGCUGGAAUUGUUUUACUAAUGUUAUCGCUGACGAUCUUUAUCACUGCUGGGCAGAAAUGUACUUUGGCGUGUUUGGCAACUACGCUACUGCUUUCAGUUCAAUGGUUAAUGUCUUUUGUAACAUAUUCCUUUCAUUUACCCAUCUACAUAUAUCCACAAAAUUGUACAUCCGGGCAUGAAGUCAUUAUAGACCAUAAUAUAGCUAAGUGGUUUGGAUUCAGUCUAAAUCAGACCUGGCCAGUAAUCAUACUUUUAUUAAUAAUAUCUAUGCGUAGUGCACUUUCGGAGGAGGAGUCGAAGUGGCUGAUCGAAGUGCAAAGAUCUGAUGCUGAAGAAGAUGCAGCUUCUCUGCUAAAAUUCCUUUUGAAAAAAUGGAUGUAUAAAUUUGGUGUUGAGGUUUGCUCGAUCGUAGGAGUAAUAUUGGCAUGUUGUCAUCAUGACAUAUUCGGUCUUUAUUUCUUAGUAGUGGUUUCAUUUUUGCGGAUAUGCAGAAGAUGGCUGCAGAAAUUAGUCUGGUCUUCUUAUACCAAUAUGACAUUGACAGUUUUGAUAAUUGAGUAUUUAUUCACACUUGGUUUGCCUCAUCAGUUCUCUCAUUGCCACGAUUACUUUUGGAGUGAGUGGAAUGCUGAAGUAAAAGAAUUCUUUGUUUUAUCCUUUACUAUAUCAUCAUCUCCAAAAUUUAUUGCCGAUUUCAUUUUUCUUUUUUUGAUUUUGAUACAGAAGAAUGCUUUUAAUAGAGAGGAGGAACAUCUUGAUGAUGACAAUACGCCGUUAUCGGAGGCUGAUUUCAAUCAGCCAAUUCCAGCUUUAUACAAUGAUUUUAUAUCCACAAAAGGAAACCUUUUGGCAUACAUUCAUACGGCAGUCUUUCUGUAUUCUCAUUGGGUAUCGAUGAUAAUCAUCUUAAUAUGCAGUAUUAAUGAUGGUACAAUACUAAGUUUCGGUUACAUUAUCGCAGUAUUUCUAUUUAUGUGGAAAGGAAUUUCGCUUUAUGCCUGUCAUUCAUUCAAAAGUGUUCUUAUCUAUUGGAAUUGCCUCGUUUACUACAAUAUUUUCCUCAUAGCUGUUAAAAUUUUAUACUUGGAUGCGUUUUGCAAAUUUGGUUUUGCUUUUCCAUGCUGGCUGGAGCGAGUCAUUGGACUUCGUUGUGUUUCUAACGAAUGUCCUGGCUAUUACAAAAAAACAAGUCUGAUCUAUGAUGUGAUCUGUUUUGUUAUUCUUAUAUAUCAAAUGCGUGUGUUCAAUUCGUGGUACUUCCAAUUCGUCAUUAUGGAUUAUAGGGCAGAUAGUAUUCUUGGUUCAAGAGGAGGUCAAUUACUUCUGGAAUUGAAACGACGUGAAACGCAAAAAAAUAAUCGGCGAUUACAGAGUAAUGUUAGGUGUCUUUGGAUGAUGAUUGAAGAAGAGGAUAAACUUGCGCCGGUUUCGAUAGGAUCUCCUCCUCAAUCUCAUGAAGAAAUUAAGAGGUCGGGAUAUUAUCACCAAGUAAGUGAGCGCUUCUUCCCUCUACCAAAUUCUGAUAUUAAUUUUGAACAGGAACAAACUUCUUUCUUAAUUUCCCAUGAAUUUGAAGAAAGCAUUCGUGAAAACCUUGAUACUACUACUAUGGUCGAGAAAACUGUUGAGGUUCUUGAUAGCGUCAGAGUAACCAUGAUGCACAUCUUUCAACUUCUGAAUAAUCCCGAGUGGCUCUAUCGAAUUUCCAAAGGGGAUGCUUUUGUGGCGCAUGUUUUAGAUAAAGAUAAAAAGCGUAUUAAAGCAGUUUUGAAAGAUCGAUUAAGAAUUGCUGAUACGGAGGAUAAAUUGCGUGAACUACAUAAAGAUCUAGUUGUUCACGAAGAUUUUCAAUCAGUAGCUUCUUCAAACAUACUUUGGAAUGAAGCAUUAAGUGAAUAUCGCGCUAUACAUCCUGCAUUUAAAUUUCUUUACUGUUUUUCGCAUUCGAUUAUAGCCCAGUCACAACUUAUUUGCUUCAUAUUAAUGCUUAUUGUACAUUUAUCUAAAUCAUCAUUAAUCAGUUUUCCGCUGCCGUUAAUGGUAUUUUUCUGGGGAGUUCUUGCUAUUCCACGUCCACCGAAAUCUUUUUGGCUUAUAACUGCUUCCUACAUUCAAUUUCUCAUCGUGUUUCGACUACUGUUUUGCAACGAGCUAGUUUUGGCUUUGAUUGGUAAAAGAAACAUUUCGGAUAAUAAUCCAUUUAGUAUUCAAAGAUUGCUGGCAAUGGAUCCAGAUAUUAAUGGAUCAUACUGGGAUAUAGCUUUACUUGCGAUGGUUUUCUUUCAUCGAUAUAAAUUGCUAAGACUUGGUAUGUGGCGUAAUGAUUUUCAAGUACGUGAGCAGUACUUGAGUUUGGGCGAUGAUAUUGUGUCGGAAGAAGACAGUGAAAACAUGGGUGAGUCAAUGUCAUGCGAAAAAUUCUGCAAAGCGUUGCUGAUGAAGAAAACUCAGUCGUCUAUGGAUUGGUAUCCAUGGAUGGUAGGAUGUGAUGUGCUCUGUCUAAUACUUAUAUCCUUUUUCUACUCGAUGAUAGGACAAGGUGGUUCCGGAAAUGUGCUACUGGAUAUGCAGGUAGCAAGAUUACCAAGAUGGUUCGCCUAUACUUUAAUUUGUGUAUUUGUAAUUAUGAUAGUCGAUCGAUGGCUUUACUUAUCUAAGCAAACGAAAUUUCGCUUCUUUUACUAUAUCUCUCUCGUUGUUUUACUACAUGUGGUCAUAUUUUUAUUUGUUCCCUCUAUUACAGGAAGUAUGGUAACAUGGAAUAGAUUAUCAAUUUCAUUAUAUCUCAUUAAAAGUGCAUAUUUGCUAAUGAGUGCGUGGCAUAUGCGAAAUGGUUAUCCAUCUGUGAUGAAUCGUGAUAUAUUAGCUAGUGGUUCUGGAAUUUUCCGGCUGAUUAUAUUAAAGAUUUAUCUCAACAUACCAUUUCUUUUCGAACUCCGAACAGUUAUGGAUUGGACAUUCACAUCGACGGCUUUGACAAUGGCAGAUUUCAUUCGAAUGGAAAAUUAUUACAACGAAGUAGAGGCACAGCACUGUUGGAUAUUGUUUGAUCAUUGGCUGGAUAAUUAUUUCCCAACGCGAAAAGGUCGACCGACGCCAACGUCUGGAAAGUUUUUUAAGGGUGUCUUAUCAGUAGUUAUAUUGAUAGUGAUCAUCCUAGCACCUAUAUUGCUUUUUGCAUUUUUAAACAGUUUUGGAACAAGAGCACCACCGAAACGUCUUCAUUUCAAGGCAUCGAUAGAGGGUUAUCCGUUUCUCUAUUCAACUGAUGCUGUAUUUAACGAUGAGACGAUGCCGCAUUUAUCUACGCAUAAUAUGCAAGCUUUGGUUAAUGAAUUGACGAAUCUGGAGGAAAGUGACAUAAAACGCAGAGCGCUGUCUUUCAUCUCAGAUUACACAUUCAAAGAUGUCUUCUUGAUUAAUUUGACACCCGAUUCGCUUCAAAAUUGGGAUAUUUCUUUGCCGGGAAAGAAACAACUGGUAGCGAAAUUACAAUCUUUGAAGACAACACAAAUAGUCUUCGAAAUAUCUCUACUUCGACCUGUUGGUUCCACACAACGGUCGCAUGAAUUCAUCCUUGCAGCAGCAUUAACUUCAAAGCAAUCAAAAAUAUUUCUUGAUUUGAUCAAUGGCAACAUAACCACUGCUAGGAUGAGUUUUCCACUUGCUCAAUAUUUACUUGCACCUCCUAAUGGCCAUUUACAACCAGCUGAUGCCAUUAAUUUGGCAUUGAAACGAAUUCAUUCCAUGAGCACAUGGCAAUACCAUGGUGAUUAUUGGAGUAUUACAUGGGAUCAGAAGUUUGUGAUAUUUGUUGAUCGAGUAAUACCAUCUUGGAUGAGUAUUGUUGUUGGUUCAGGUGGUAUGGUCGCAAUGUAUGUUGCUGUUAUACUGGUUGUUGGUCGUUUUGUUCGUGAAAUUGUACGAACGCCAAUACAUAAGGCCAUGAUCGAAAAUAUCCCAAACUGUGAGAACCUUUUACGUCUGUUCCAUGACAUAUAUGUAGUUCGCGAAAAACGUCAGUUUUACUUGGAAUCACGUCUAUACGGCAAACUUGUUUUUUUGAUGCGAUCACCAGAAACUCUUAUACGCUGGUGUCGAUAUCGUGUGAAAGUUAAAAAUGAGUGA
Brugia malayi is the source of this 5349-nucleotide messenger RNA. RefSeq lists its product as uncharacterized. Gene Ontology annotation, molecular function: monoatomic cation channel activity; mechanosensitive monoatomic ion channel activity. The record is from RefSeq and is a predicted model, not a curated record. The transcript is spliced from 31 exons. Gene Ontology annotation, cellular component: plasma membrane. The coding region runs from base 1 to 5349 and encodes 1782 amino acids. Gene Ontology annotation, biological process: regulation of membrane potential; detection of mechanical stimulus; cellular response to mechanical stimulus. NCBI's taxonomy places the organism in Eukaryota, Metazoa, Nematoda, Chromadorea, Rhabditida, Onchocercidae.